Molecule: messenger RNA, 4932 nt
Organism: Mytilinidion resinicola
Lineage: Eukaryota; Fungi; Ascomycota; Dothideomycetes; Mytilinidiales; Mytilinidiaceae
Exons: 7
Coding region: 86-4921 (1611 amino acids)
Biological process (GO): ribosome-associated ubiquitin-dependent protein catabolic process; rescue of stalled cytosolic ribosome
Cellular component (GO): cytosol; RQC complex
Molecular function (GO): ubiquitin protein ligase activity; zinc ion binding; ribosomal large subunit binding
Source: RefSeq, a predicted model, not a curated record
GCAACCCCUCUUACAUUCAUUCUUUUCUUCUUCUCUAGCAGCCUACGACUCUUUAAGUUUCCUGGUUUCUUUUUCCACCGUCACUAUGAGCAAGCGCCAAGUCAAGGCACAAGCCAGCAGCAGCCGGGCUGCGUCCAGCGCAUUCGGUUCGGGCUUUGGUGCCGCUUCAGCUAUAGCAUUUGGAGCCUCUUCUUCGCCGUUAUCUUAUGUUUCAGAGCCUCCGGACCUCUCCGCAAUAUCAGACCCCAAUGUAGUGGUCGCAUUCAAGAACCUCUCGAAGAAAGACAGUACAACAAAGGCAAAGGCGCUGGAAGAUCUACAAACGUACAUCUCGUCAGUUGGCGGACAGGUCGAAGAUGGAAUAUUGGAGGCGUGGAUCAAAACGUUUCCCCGCACCUCGAUAGAUAGCUCUCGAAGAGUGCGUCAACUUGCCCAGUCGCUGCAAGGCCAGAUCUGCGCUGCUGCCGGGAAGCGGAUAGCCAAGUACAUACCGAAGGCUGUGGGAGCUUGGCUAUGUGGGCUUUAUGAUAACGACCGGUUGGUCGUGAAGGCGACGCAGGAAUCCCUUAAACUGGUCUUCUCUACCCCAGAGAAACUCCAGAACCUUCGCAAGGCAUACCAGCAACCAAUCCUGGAGUACUGUCGCUAUGCAAUCGAUAAUGAGACUGCAUUGACACUUAGCGACGAGCGAACCGUGAGCCCAGAUGACGCUGAAGGGAAGUACUGUCGAGUCAUAGCAGCUUGCAUCGCCGUCAUUGGGAGUCUUUUGACGGACUUGAAACCAGAGGACUCUACGAAAUACCAAUCAGACUACGAUGCGUUUCUGGGAGAUCAAAAGUUGUGGGAAUUUGCAACUUAUGAAGACGCUUCCGUAAGACGCUCAACACAUAGGUUUCUGAGGACGUGCCUCUUAAAAAAGAAAGAUUCGUUAUCGUCACACCUACGUACCCUCAGCAAGUCAUAUUUAUAUCAAGGUCUAAGCUCUAACCAGACCGGAUCAGCAUACGAAUAUGUUGAGACCGUGGUCAUGUUGACAGAGUUGUUCCCGUUGGUUUGGACUGACCACUACUCUGGGAAGAAGACAGUUACUCAAAAGUUCCAGCAUUUCCUGAAACGCGGCUCGCAGAGCGGACCACGAGAGUUCUGGGAUGGCAUUGCGAAACUUUUCAACUUCUUACCAAAAUCAGUCCUGCCUGCGACUGGGGUUGACGCAGUCGAUCUACUCGGAGCAAUGCACAGCGGUAUAAUCAAGAAGGAUGAGCCUCGCGCUAAUCUUGCAGCAGCCUUCGGUGCAUAUCUCCAUGUAGCUUUGUUGAUAUGCAGUCUACUUCCAGAGGACGACCAACGUAGAUUGAUGAGCGAAAUGGUGCUGCCAAUCUUCUCACAGUAUUUGCGGCCAAGUCCAGAACAGUCCCAAUGGGCAAUACCUGAACCCAACGGCUCUAGGAUUAUCAGCAAGGUCAUGGUGUCUGGAAUCAUUCCGUCCGUGCUUCAAGAGGAAUGGCCUAAAUACGCAGAGAUGCUCAUUGAAGACAUCAAGACUUCAGCGCCAGAACAGUCUAAGGACUUUGAAAAGUCUCAUAAAGCCCUGAUACAGCAAGCAGCUAGGCUUGCUAGUUUGCAAGCUCAUGCUCUUGAUAAUGACUCCUCGGGGUUUUAUCGCCCAGUGCUAUCCUCCGCGACUGCUUUGAUAGUCUCAGUAUCUCUAGAAGUUCUAAUCAGCCGUAAGGGGAAGCCUUACGGAGCGGCAGGCGUCGUCGCGGAAUUUCUCCGCCUUUGCGAAAGUCUCGUGUUUGACGAAGAGCACUGCAAAGACCAGCUGAUGUCUUUCCUGCAUAAUGAUCUUCCAAGCCUUUUCAUCUCGCCAUCUUACUCGUGGAGAGCAACACUCAAGGCCGUCCUAGGAAGUCCAGAUUCCCCAGCAAAGCUGGAAGCCCUGGGACACUUGCUUACCUCGCCCAAAAUUCCUACUGGUUUCAAUCUCGCUUCCUCAGACGCAGAACUGCAGAACUACAUAAAUGCGAAGGCUCACAGCGCUCUACAGGGCACUUCAGACUGGCUGUUCUUUGGGCAACUCUUACAGAGUCCGUCCACCGCCAUUGCUACCGAGACUGCAGACGAGAUUCUGUCCAGCAUGACGAAGUCGUUGUCAGUUGCUGACUCUACGGCCAAUGCACUUGAGGGCUUCCAGAAAGUCACGAACCUUAAUCCCUUACUGUUGAAGCAUUUUGUACCUACGCCAGAAGGAUCCGAGCUGCUCCGCAGUUUGUUGUUGCUUGCAGAGUCUGCAGAUGACCAGAUAGCACAAGAAGCAUCGGCCGUCAACAAUAGCAUACACUCCAUCCUCACACGAGGUUCUGAUGGUGGGAACUCGAAGCAAUCAAUGUUUGAUGUCAUCCAGAAUGGCCUCAAGGAAGCUUCCCGCACUUCUGUAUCCGUCAAUACUCUCGUAGAACUUGCAACAAAAAUCUGGGUAGCGGAGGAGGAUUCGACAUCUCCCCUAGGGGACGUUGCUGACUGCCUUCUACCGGAUGGAAAUGCAUGGACAGCAGCACUAACCCCCUUUCUUGCUGUACAACCAAGAGCCUCUCUUUCUAUAACAAAUGUCCUUGGAGGCACGUCCUAUCUUGUUCCUCCUAGCUCUUCACAAGAGGCGUUCAGCAAGACUUAUCCUCGAGAUGGAGACGGGUUCUCGGCCGCGUUUCGCAUCGCGUCUUAUGCCAGCCGAGUCUUAUGCGGAACGGACGUAUUUGAGUACAUCGCAACCGAACGACAAGAAGAGAUCUACCGUCUCACUGCACUAACGGUGCAGCUUAUUGAGGACAACCUUGGACUUGCGGGCUCCAACAACCUGUGGGCUCAGUACACGCCGGAAGUUGAGAAUGUCGUUGUUCUUUCUUUGGAAGAUGCACGAAACUUCAUGAACAAGCAACUCACAGACAAUGGCUCUUCGUGGGAUGAUGAUAAUGAGGGCCCUACGUCUUUCUUAAAGUCGGCGCUGGUAUCAUUGCAUGCAGCAUCCGAGGAGACUUCGUCAUCUUCGUACUACAGUUCCAGGGCCUUGAGCGUGCUAACCACAGAAUUGAUUGAAAUAUAUGGGUGGAAUAGUCAAAGAACUCCGAAUCUUCAGACAGCUCUCAAAGGCCUUCGAAGGAGCAAGAGUCCUUUUUAUCCCGCGGCUUUCUUGACGGGAUAUAGCUUACCAUUGUCCACCACGAAAUCGUCGACGAGGCUAUGCAAUGAGUAUGUGGCCGAAAUCACUGGCUUGGACAUUGCUGAGAAGUCCGAAGAAGGCCUCCGACAGUUGGUAAUGCUGAACUUGAUUCUUUAUAAUCACGAAGAUGUGAGCGAGGGUAUCGCCAGACAGCGAGCCAUCUUCUUCGUCAAACAUGUCAUACCUUGGCUAGAAGACGAUUCGAUUUCUCUGUCAAUUCGUGCAGAAGUCUGUCGCUCUCUGAGUGCACUACUGCCCUUGAUCAGCGAUAUCUAUGGAUCACACUGGGGUAAGAUCCUCAAUUGCUUGGCCGAUCAGUGGUCGUUACCAAGAAAGAUCGACGACCACGGCUCGAACACCGAUGCAACCAUUCCUUCCAUCCAUGCAUCUUUAAAGCUCUAUGCCACGCUGAGAUCUCUCAAAGGAAGCGAGGAUCCAAACGACGACCUCGUGGAUGCUUGGAAGGACUCGGAAGAAAACGUCGCGAGUGGCCUAAUCAACCUCCUCAAGCACUCUCAACACUUCCCCGAUGAAUACCACCAGCCUUUGAGAAUCGUCAAUGAGCUACUCACGCGGCAGAUAUCUAAGAUCUCGCUCCAGCACCUCAAUGAAACCGAAGAACUAUUUCCACUACUAUAUGUGGAAUCUCAGUCAGUCCAGCAAGCAGCAUUCGAUAUUCUGCACCAGAAGAUCCCGGCAGCACAAGAACAAAUCUCGAUCGACGCAGCGAUUGACAAGUCCACUGCCCGACUCCCUGAGGAACUUCUCUCUCUUAUCCUCGAGGCACCGACUCUAGAAUCCCUCGCCGACGCCAGCUUCGAGCGCAGCAUGCCACUGCCAUUACGAGGCUACUUGCUUAGCUGGCUACUCGUCUUCGACCACAUGCAGCACGCGUCAUACAAGGUAAAGACAGACUACAUCGAGCACAUCAAGGAAGGCGACUACCUCCCCGGCCUGCUCGACUUCACCUUCGACUUCCUCGGUCACGCUCGCGGAAAACCGGUCGAUGUAGGUAAACUAGAUGUCACGACCUACACCCCUGACAUGGAGCCUCCGGAGCGCGACUCACAAUGGCUGCUCACUCACAUCUACUACCUCUGCCUCACACACAUGCCGUCGCUCGCAAAGACAUGGUGGAUCGACUGCAAAUCGCGCCAGAAAGUCAUCGCCGUCGAGUCCUGGACCGAGAAAUUCAUCUCCCCCCACGUUAUCACCACCGCCCUCGCCGCCGUCAGCGCCUGGUCCGCGACCCAACCCGCCGACGACGAACCCCUCCUCAUCAGAGUCUCGCCCCGCGCGCGCGAGGUCACCGCCGCCUACGAAGUCGACGAGCAGACGAUGCGCAUCCGCCUCGCGAUGCCGCCGACGUAUCCGCUGCACCUGGCCCUCGUCGAGGGCCUCAGCCGCGUCGCCGUCGACGAGAAGAAGUGGCAGAGCUGGCUGCUCUCCGCGCAGGGCGUCAUCGCCUCCAGCAACGGCAACCUGAUCGACGGGCUCACGGCGUGGCGGCGCAACGUGGUCGGCACGCUCAAGGGCCAGAGCGAGUGCGCGAUCUGCUACAGCAUCAUCGGCGCGGAUAAGCAGCUGCCGAGCAAGCGGUGCAGCACGUGCAAGAAUCUGUUUCAUGCGAGCUGUUUGUAUAAGUGGUUUAAGACGAGUAAUGCGAGCUCUUGUCCGCUGUGUCGGAAUGCGUUUAACUAUGGGUAGAGGGAUGGGCA